Messenger RNA from Triplophysa dalaica, 1777 nucleotides. Its product is annotated as UDP-glucuronosyltransferase 2A2-like. Gene Ontology annotation, molecular function: UDP-glycosyltransferase activity. Bases 6 to 1691 code for a protein of 561 amino acids. The record is from RefSeq and is a predicted model, not a curated record. NCBI's taxonomy places the organism in Eukaryota, Metazoa, Chordata, Actinopteri, Cypriniformes, Nemacheilidae. The transcript is spliced from 6 exons.
UAGGGAUGUUUUCCGGGUUACGCCACUCCUGCUUAUAUCGACCCACAAGAUGUCCUGACCGCGCGCGCGCUUCCAUCAUGCGGCUCUAUUUGAGAAUGUCGCUCACACUUUUUGUCGUCGUUCUCGUCAGUGUCUCGAGCGUUACGCACGGUGGUAACGUGCUCGUGUUACCGGGAGAAUACAGUCACUGGUACAACAUGCGCAACAUCGUGGACGAGCUGCUGAACCGAAACCACAGCGUGACGGUUCUGGUGAGCACGGCUUCAAUCGCCGUGAACUUUAAACAGCCGGAGCGCUUCCAGUUUGUGGUCUUCAACGUGUCUCUACAGGCGCACGAGCUGCACGGUCUGAGCGAACAGAUGAUCAAAAUGUGGAUGCAGUACCCCAGACCGAGCAUGGUCCGGACUGGUCUCGAGUUCAUGAACCUGCUCGGGAAAGUGCGCGAGAUGCACCAGACCAUGUGUGACGCAAUGCUGCGUAACGCAGAGCUGAUCGCUCGUUUGACAGCUUUAAAGUUUGAUGUGCUCUUAUAUGACCCCAUGAUCAUAUGCAGUGACCUGCUGGCUGAAAUUCUGGACCUGCCGUUCGUCCUCUCCCUGAGGGGGACUCCUGGUUUUUCUAUGGAGAGGAUGUGUGGCCAGAUGCCCGCACCACCGUCUUUUGUCCCGGUUCCUCCGUCGCUGAUGACGGAUCACAUGAGUUUCACUGAAAGACUGAGAAAUGUGAUUGUUUACGCUGUUUAUUCUGCUGCGUUUCGGAUGGCCUCCAUCAGUUUGGAUAACUACUACAGUCAAGUGUUAGGUAAACCCACAACUAUGUGUGAGACGAUGGGAAAGGCCGACAUCUGGUUGAUCAGAACUUACUGGGAUCUUGAGUUUCCUCGACCGUUGAUGCCUAAUUUUAAAUUUGUUGGAGGAUUACACUGCAAACCUGCCAAACCUCUUCCAAAGGAUCUGGAGGAGUUUGUUCAGAGUUCAGGAGAUCACGGCAUUGUGGUGUUUUCAUUGGGAACUUUGGUGAAUAAUCUGACGAUGGACAAAACAAAUAUGAUCGCUUCUGCUUUCGCUCAGAUCCCACAAAAGGUUGUGUGGCGAUACAGUGGGAAAAGCCCAGAAACUCUGUCCCCCAACACAAAACUCUACGACUGGAUCCCACAGAAUGAUUUACUGGGACAUCCCAAAACGAAGGCCUUCUUUUCUCACGGUGGGACGAAUGGACUGUAUGAAGCUGUUUAUCAUGGUGUUCCUAUGGUGGGUUUACCACUGUUUGCUGAUCAGCCGGAUAAUCUCAACCACAUGAGAAGCAAAGGAGCUGCUGUCGUCCUCGACAUCAACACCAUGACGUCCAAAGACCUGCUGGACGCUCUCAACACUGUCAUUUAUAAUACAACGUACAAGGAGAGCAUGAUGAAGCUGUCCAGAAUUCAUCACGAUCAGCCCAUGAAGCCUCUGGAUCAGGCCGUGUUCUGGAUUGAGUUUGUGAUGAGGAAUAAAGGAGCGAAACACCUGAGAGUUCAGGCACACCAACUGACCUGGUAUCAGUAUUAUCUACUGGAUGUCAUGGCCUUCUUACUCACCAUAUUUACUCUCAGUGUGUUCAUUUUCAUCAAAACCUGCUGUUUUCUGUCCCGCAAGUGUUUCAGGAGGACUGUUCCUGAUCGCAGAGCAAAAAAUAAGAAUAAAAAUGAAUGAAUGUACAGUAUCAUGAUAAUGUGUGUUGUGCUGUGCAGUGUGUUCUCAAGAGCAAAAGGAAUACAUGAAUAUAUGUGGAAAUUUUA